AUGAACCUACCGUUGGAGAUCCAGAUGAAGCUCCUUCACAUGGUGCCGCAAUCGAAUCUCAAGUACGUCAACUCCCAUUUCUACAUUCUAUAUAAUGACUUGUUUUACCACAAGAUGAGACAUGCGUUUGGCGAUGACACUUUGGAGGUCGUCAUCAAGGUUCUACCUUGGUUGAAGCCCUAUAUCAAGUCAUUAGACUCCUUUAGAUAUGAAAAUAGAAUGAUUAUUGCCAACCGGUUGAAUUUGGUUGACGAUUUGGAUGUUGGUGAUGGCGAUGAGGCAUUAGAUGGAACAGACGGAAUAGAUGGAAGGUUGAAUGGAGCGAGUGGAGGAGUAAAUGGACUCAAUAAACUUGCAGGACUAGACAGAGUCGGUGGAGAGCUAGGCAAAGUGCAUCAAGAGCUGAAUCCGUUGAAUGUGCAAUUUAUCAAGGAUUCAUGGAAAUAUGUCUAUUCGAUAUUUAGAAACAAGAGACUAUUUGCCGAGUAUUCAGACUACAAGAUCGACGAACCGUCCAAUUACAUCUAUAACCAUUUUGUCGAGAUCAACAGAACCUAUCUCCUUAGCUACUCCAAGUACGUGUGGCUUGCUCCUGGAACCUACAAUUUGAACAUUGGCUUGGCAGUAAAACACGGCCAUGGGUUGGGCACAACAAAAUUUGAGAUCAAGUACAGAUUAGAUGACGAUGAUGCCGUGGAGAGCGAUAGCGAGGCGACAUCGAGUGCAGAACCACUACAGGAACCACUACAGGAACCACUACAGGAACCACAACAAGAGCAAGAACAGGAAGAGGCGAAAAUAGUGGUUAAGCUGUUUUAUCCACCCACAAACAUAAACGAAAUCCUACCCAAGAACCAAUUUUGCUUUUUAAAAAUUGGCUCAUUUGAAGUGCCAGCCAGGAAAAACGCCACGACCAAGUCCAAGAACAAGUUGCGCCGCGUCGAGAUCAAGAUGGAGGAGAUUGGCCUUUAUUUGAAAAGCGGAUUCCGCAUCUAUUUCAUCGAUAUAAGCCAGCCUUCGCUUCUUUACGAUGAGUUUGACUUGCUAUACUACACCAUCAAUGAAACCAACUAUAAACUAUUCAUCAACAUCUUGCUCAAGAACCUAUACAAGGCCAUCAACUUUGUCCAGAAUGGCGGGUGUUCGGACAACACCAGUAUUUCGUGCGCUCCCCAUGCAUAUGGCAAGGGCGACCCUUAUCAAAUAUGGAACCAAUACGACAAGUCCUUUUUGAAAGAGUACAACACGUCGCGUCCAGCGUCAAAGUCGGGUUCAUGCACUUCAAUGUCUUCACUCGUAUCAUCGUCGUUGUCGCACUCUUCUUCCACGUCAUUGAACCAGCAACACCAGCAUGUCCAUUUCCACUAUGAUUUGCAGAAACUAGAGAACUACGCUCGAUUUUAUGUCAACUCGACUCGAAACACCAAGAGGUAUUUCAAAUUCAGCACGAUUUACCAGCAGCGGCAGUUUAUCAAUCGAUAUGGCGAUUAUGAUUUAGACUGGAAGGACGACUUGGGCGAAGAAGAACACGGUUUUAAGAAGAUUAGCGAGAUUGACGAAGAUGGCAAUGAACGGCAGAAGCAAAACUCGCAACAAGGCAAUGGAUCUGGCGAGAGUUUGAUGCUUGGUAUGGGUCUCAAUGCGAUUGACGAAGAAGAGGCCAGCACCCCGCGGUUGAGUAUGGAAGUUGCCGGUAGCAAAAAGAGAAGAUUGUCCAAGAGACGAUGCCGGUACGACCGACACGGGUUGAAGUGGAAGAUACCGAUAAUUGGAGAGUUGUAG
Molecule: messenger RNA, 1782 nt
Organism: Lodderomyces beijingensis
Lineage: Eukaryota; Fungi; Ascomycota; Pichiomycetes; Serinales; Debaryomycetaceae
Source: the annotation of a GenBank genome assembly